Molecule: messenger RNA, 2496 nt
Organism: Hansenula anomala
Lineage: Eukaryota; Fungi; Ascomycota; Saccharomycetes; Phaffomycetales; Wickerhamomycetaceae
Gene: VPS34
Product: phosphatidylinositol 3-kinase VPS34
Exons: 1
Coding region: 1-2496 (831 amino acids)
Biological process (GO): phosphatidylinositol-3-phosphate biosynthetic process; autophagy of peroxisome; autophagosome assembly
Cellular component (GO): membrane; endosome; phosphatidylinositol 3-kinase complex, class III, type II
Molecular function (GO): 1-phosphatidylinositol-3-kinase activity
Source: RefSeq, a predicted model, not a curated record
AUGAGCUCUAAAAGCGUCACUUAUUGUUUAUCAAGAGACCUCGAUAUCCCCUUCAGAGUCAAAUUGAGUUCUUUGGAAGGCUCAAAACCUUUACUAAAAGAAUCUGCGAAGCUCCUAAACCCAUCAAGUUUGAUGAAACUAUCAGAUGUCGUCACAAACUCAGAACUCUUUGCUACUGUGGUUGUUACUCUGGAUGGAUUACCAUUGACUAUACCCAUCACCACAUCAUACACAUCAUUCAGAAACUCAAGAAAGUGGAAUGAAUGGUUGGAAUUGCCGAUAAAAGUGAACCAACUUCCUUUCAAUUCAAGACUUCAUAUCGCAUUAUGGGAGUUUGAUGAUUCCAAGAAAUCAAUUUUUGGUGAAACAGAAGUCAAUAUAUUCAAUAUAGAAGAUGAUUGCACAUUGAAAAGAGGGAGACAAAAGCUCAAUCUAUUGUUAUGUGAUGGCUCAAACCAAGUCAAACCGUCAUCGCAGCCUUCCAAAAUGGAUACAAUUGAAAAAAUGAUCAAGAAACAUGAAAAUGGUGAUAUAAUAUCUGUUGACUGGCUAGAUAAUUUGACAUUUCGUAAAAUUGAACAAGUUAACAAGACACAAUCUUCAGAAUCUGGGUUUUUGUUGUUUAUUGAUUUUGUGCAAUUUGAUAUUCCAGUUGUAUUUUCAGAUUUCAAAUAUCCUUCGCCUCAAAUUCCAGUGUACACACCACCAGAUCAACAGCAAAUCAAUCCACCAAAAAUUAGUACUGGGAAGUCAUCAACAUUGAAAGUGUAUGAUCCAGAACAAUAUGUUUCUGAUCCCAUUGAACAAAAAUAUAGAAAAUUGGAGCGUAGCCAUAAAGAUGGUCCUUUGGAUAGAGAAUUGAAACCAACAGCAAAGAUAAGAGAUGAAUUACACAGAAUUUUAAAUUAUUCUUCGGUACAGCAGCUCUCACAAUAUGAAAAGAAUCUUGUUUGGAAGUUUCGUUAUUUUUUGAUCAAUAAUAAAAAAGGUUUAAACAAGUUGCUAAAAAGUAUCAACUUCAGUGAUGAAACUGAAAGGAAAGAAGCCUUGAAACUAAUUUAUAAAUGGGUUGAAAUUGACAUUGAAGAUGCAUUGGAAUUGUUGGGACCGAACUUCAAGAACAUCAGUGUGAGAACUUAUGCUGUUGAAAGAUUGAAAAAAGCACAUGAUAAUGAAUUAGAGUUGUAUUUGUUACAAUUAGUACAGGCAUUGAAAUAUGAAUCAUUAGCAAACAAUGGAUCUGAGAAUAGUGAGUUUUCUAUUGUGGAACUAAAUGGGUCAUCAUCAACUUCAUCUGUUCUCAAUACAUUGUCCCCUUUAUCGCAAUUUUUGGUUGAAAGAGCGUUAGUAAAUGAUAGGUUGGGUAGCUUCUUAUAUUGGUAUUUGAAUGUUGAAUCUAAGGAUAAACCAAACUCAAUCUAUAAAAAAAUAUUGGAUUAUUACUUGAGGCAUUUGACAAAUAGAGGAUUAUCAAAAGAGAUUGAGUUUGUUGACUUGAUAGUGAAACUUUGUAUCAAGAUUAAAAGUUCAAGAGAUUCAACCCCAAAGAAAAUCGAGGCAUUGCGCACAAUAUUAGAUACAAAAUUUAAAUCCUUCGCUCCAGUUAAACUUCCAUUAGAUCCAUCAAUUGAAGUUUGUGGGGUUAUCACUAAUGAAAGUUCUGUCUUCAAAAGUUCAUUAUCACCUUUGAAGAUCACAUUCAAGACAACAGAUGGAGGUAAAUAUCCAUUAAUGUUCAAAGUUGGUGAUGAUCUAAGGCAAGAUCAACUUGUCAUUCAGAUCAUUUUAUUAAUGAACAAAUUGUUAACAAAUGAAAAUGUUGACCUAAAAUUGACACCUUAUAAGAUUUUAGCUACUGGUCCUACUGAAGGUGCUAUUCAAUUCAUACCAAACAGUACACUUGCAAGUGUUUUGGCUGAAUAUCAUGGUAUAUUGCCUUACUUGAGACAUCAUCAUGCUGAUCCAAAUGCCGAGCUUGGGGUAAGUGAUUGGGUGAUGGACAAUUUUGUGAAAUCUUGUGCAGGUUAUUGUGUCAUCACCUACAUUCUAGGUGUUGGUGAUAGACAUCUAGAUAAUUUGUUAAUAUGUCCUGAUGGGCAUUUCUUUCAUGCUGAUUUUGGUUAUAUAUUGGGUCAGGAUCCUAAGCCAUUUCCACCAUUAAUGAAACUACCUCCACAAAUCAUUGAGGCAUUUGGCGGUGCAAGUUCUUCUAAAUAUAAUAUGUUUAGAAACUAUUGCUUUGUUUCUUAUUCUAUCUUGCGGAAGAAUUCAAAUUUGAUACUCAAUUUGUUUGAAAUGAUGAGAGAUUCAAGUAUUCCUGAUAUAAGUAUUGAACCAGAUAGAGCAGUUUAUAAAGUGAAAGAAAAAUUCUGUCUCGAUAUGAGUGAGGAAGAAGCUAUCAUACAUUUCCAAAACUUGAUCAAUGAUAGUGUUAAUGCUCUACUUCCAAUGGUUAUAGAUAGAUUACAUAGUUUAGCACAGUACUGGAGGGCAUAA